AUGUCAUUCCCACAAGAGCCCUUCCGGCUCUUCGAUACCCCGAACUAUGGGUUCCCGCCCGAAGCUUUCGACACCUCUCUUCUACCCGAUGUCAACGUCAAAUUUUUGGAUCAGGAAGACAUUCGUGCGUUCGAGCGUGCACUGCAGGCACCCGACCCUCUGCAAAGUCCUGUAGACGAGACUGCGAGCUUACGCUCGUCGCUGCGCAGUCCAUCCCCGGCCAUCACGAAGCGCAAUAGCCAGGUCGGUAGCGGACUCGAGGAGGAUGUCGGGGCUGUCGCAUCAGACGGCUUUGGACAGGAUGGAGCCCAGACGCCCACCGCACCUACCUUUAUUACCGCCCAGAACGACUGGGCCCCUGUCAACUCAAAAAUCUACAAAAACAAGCGAGGAUCCAAGCGGAGGCGGAAUGGCGCUGCGAAGGGGGCCGUCGAAGGUCUGCUGGGGACGCGGACGAAAGAUGAAACAAGAGAAGGCUACUUUUACCAACUACUGAAGUGGCCGCUGCUCUUGUUUGUCGUUGCCUGGCUUGCAGGUCUCGGCCUGGCCUACCUGUCAACGAGAUUGUACAUUUGGGUCUAUGAACAAUUCUUCACGUGGCGAGGGAAGCGACAGCAGCUCCGGAGCAAUAUGCGCCGAACCGCUAACUACAAGGACUGGGUAGCCGCUGCGAAGGAGUUGGAUGGCUACUUGGGACGGCAAGCAUGGAAGGAGGAGAACUCAUAUGCCUACUACGACCACAAGAGCGUGCGAAAGGUUUGGGAGCAGAUGCGAAAGAUGAGAGCCAAGGCAGAGGGCCUCGAGAAGGGAAAAGGUGAUGGUGGUAAAACGGUUGAUGAGCUGAGAGCUUUGAUCGAGGCCUGCGUCAAGAAUAACUUUGUUGGCGUCGAAAACGCUCGACUCUACAGCCAGACGUAUUACGGCACGAAGAAUCUGGUCCAGAACUUUGUGGACGAGACUGAGAAGAGCCUGAAGUUCAUGCUAAAGACGAAACAGUUAACCCAGGACGAGAAGCGAGAUCUCUUCAAACACGUCAAUGCAAAUUUUGGCCGCACUGCACUCUGUCUGUCUGGAGGUGCCGCCUUCGCUUACUACCAUAUUGGAGUAGCCCGAGCACUCCUAGACGCGGACCUCCUGCCCGACAUCAUCACAGGGACCAGUGGCGGGGCCUUGGUUUCGGCUCUUAUUGCGACCCGAACAAACGAGGAACUCGACAAACUGCUGGUACCUGCGCUUGCAUUCAAGAUCAAUGCCUGCGGCGAAGACUGUGUCAUCUGGUCGGCUGUGCUGGCUUCAGCUGCUGUACCCGGCAUUCUCAACCCUGUCGUUCUCAUGAUGAAGACUCGCGAUGGGACGCUAGUGCCAUACUCAUUUGGCCACAAGUGGAAGGACGGGAGCCUCCGGACAGACAUCCCGAUCAAGGCUCUCAACACUCACUUUAACGUCAACUUCACCAUUGUCAGUCAGGUGAACCCACAUAUCAACCUCUUUUUCUUCUCUUCCAGGGGCUCAGUGGGCCAUCCUGUCACCCAUCGCAAGGGCCGAGGCUGGCGGGGCGGUUAUCUCAUGUCAGCCUUUGAGCAUUACUUGAAGCUCGACAUGAACAAGUGGCUCAAGUUCAUCCGGCAUGCCGAGCUCCUGCCACGUCCUCUGGGCCAGGACUGGAGCCAGUUGUGGCUGCAGCAGUUCAGCGGUACGAUUACCAUUUGGCCCAAGUCGAUUCCUUCCGACUUCAUCCACCUCUUGACGGAUCCCGACCCGCCACGUCUCGCGCGCAUGAUCCACGAAGGAAAGCAGAGUGCAUUCCCAAAACUCAAGUUCAUUGCCAACAGGCUCAAGCAGGAGAGGCUUGUGGAACAAGGACGACGAGAGACCCGUCCGUGGAUUAGAGACCGCACUUUACAUAACAUUAUGAGUGAGGAAGAUUUGAGGAGUCUUCUGGUGGACGACAACGGCACAGGCAUGACGACGGAGGAAGACACCGAUGUUGAGGACACUGGUUUGAUAAAGGAGAACGCGAAAGGGCUAGAGAUGACAGUGCUUGAGGACAACGACAGCGACGAGGAUGCUGAGGAAUCGCAGGGGGUUGAAUGA
This is a messenger RNA of Emericellopsis cladophorae, 2094 nucleotides long. RefSeq lists its product as uncharacterized. Bases 1 to 2094 code for a protein of 697 amino acids. Lineage: Eukaryota; Fungi; Ascomycota; Sordariomycetes; Hypocreales; Bionectriaceae. The record is from RefSeq and is a predicted model, not a curated record. Gene Ontology annotation, molecular function: triacylglycerol lipase activity. Gene Ontology annotation, biological process: lipid metabolic process. The transcript has 3 exons.